Messenger RNA from Elaeis guineensis (African oil palm), 1984 nucleotides. RefSeq names its product serine/threonine-protein kinase AGC1-7. Gene Ontology annotation, biological process: protein phosphorylation. The record is from RefSeq and is a predicted model, not a curated record. Gene Ontology annotation, molecular function: ATP binding; protein kinase activity. NCBI's taxonomy places the organism in Eukaryota, Viridiplantae, Streptophyta, Magnoliopsida, Arecales, Arecaceae.
CCACAUCCAGGGCCCGCCAACUGGCCCGACCGCUGCUCGCCGGCCCAAACACCCUCCCCCCCACUACUUCAAAAUCCCCUCCUCCUCCCUCUCGUCUCCCCCAAUUUCUCUCCCUUCUUCCUCCCAAUCGCCGCCAUGCCGGACGAUCCCGCCGACGACCUCCAGAGCAUGAGCUUCGGCUCGUCGGACCGCUCCGCCUACGAGACUGUGUCGUCCACCUCCACCGGCUCCGGCUCCUCCUCUUCCGGUCCCAUCAAGCCCCACUCCGCCGGCGAUCCCUGCUUCGACGCUGUCCGGCGUCUCAGAUCCGAUGGCGGUGGCGGGACGCUCGCGCUCUCCGAUAUGAGAUUCGUGCAGCGGCUCGGAAGCGGGGACAUCGGCAGCGUGUACCUGGCGGAGCUCAAGUGCAGCGGGGGCGAAGGAUGCGUGGUGGCGGCGAAGGUGAUGGACAAGAAGGAGCUGGAAGGCCGGCAUAAAGAGGGGCGGGCGAGGACGGAGAGGGAGAUCUUGGAGAACCUGGACCAUCCGUUCCUGCCGCGGCUAUACGGGAUCGCGGAGAACGAACGGUGGUCGUGCCUCCUUACUGAGUUCUGCCCCGGCGGCGAUCUCCACGUCCUCCGGCAGCGGCAGCCCGGGAAGCGGUUCGACGAGUCCGCCGUCAGGCGGGUGGUUGCGGGUGGCGAUUAUCUUAUCAAUUGUGGAAUUUUUACGUCGCUGUCCAGAUUUUACGCAUCGGAGGUGGUGGUGGCCCUCGAGUACAUCCACAUGCUGGGCAUCGUCUACCGCGAUCUCAAGCCUGAGAACGUCCUCGUCCGAUCCGACGGCCACAUCAUGCUCACCGACUUCGACCUCUCCCUCAAGUGCGACGGCCCCACCACCACCGCACACCUCAUCUCCGACCACAACCCCCUUCCUGCCCCAACCUCCUCCGCCGGCUCUGCCUCCGCAUCGGACCACCACCACCACCCCGCCGCCUCCUGCAUCCUCCCCAGCUGCAUCGUACCCGCCGUCUCCUGCUUCCACCCCAAGCGCCGCCACCGCUGGAAGCUUGGCCGCCGUGGCAACGCCAGCGGGCUCGAGUUCGUCGCCGAGCCCGUGGACCUCCGCUCCAUGUCCUUCGUCGGCACCCACGAAUACCUCGCCCCCGAGAUCGUCUCCGGCGAGGGCCACGGCAGCACAGUCGACUGGUGGACCCUCGGCGUCUUCAUCUUCGAGCUCCUCUACGGCGUCACGCCCUUCAAAGGCUCCGACAACGAGCUGACGCUCGCCAAUAUCGUCGCCCGGGCGCUCGAGUUCCCGAAAGAACCCUCGGUAUCGGCAUCGGCCAAGGACCUCAUCGCCGGCUUAUUAGUCAAAGACCCGGCGAGGCGGAUGGGGUCCACGAUGGGCGCGACGGCGAUCAAACGGCACACGUUCUUUAACGGCGUCAACUGGGCGUUACUUAGAUGCGCGGUCCCGCCAUAUAUUCCGGCGCCCUUCAGUAUCAGUGGUAGCAGCCGGGACGUGUCGGACGACAGCAGUCCCGGCACGCCGGUGGAAUACUAUUAGGUCGUGUCGGGUGGAGCCAAUUUUACUUUAGUUUGGCCCGAGAGAAAGGGACCGUGUUGGCUGGAACCGAGACGUGACUGGUUUCCGGACUGGGCUACAAACUUAGUGUAUGUUGCGUCACAUAUUUGGAGAUAAAAGAAAAAAAUAAAAAAGUAAGACCACGUGUACGGCUGGGGUUGGACGAUUGUUGGGGAACUGCUGGAGCCGGGGGCGGGGAGACACGAUGAGAACAACCGCGUUGUCGCCCACUGUUUGGUGCUGUUGGCUUGUGACGGGUGCGUCAAUGGAACAUGGUGUGGGGGCACGGUCUUGUUAUGUUGUUCCCUCUCUCUCUCAGAGAGCAUCUCUCAUGGAUUCAUGCAUGAGAGCUCUUCAUCAAAUUUGAUAUAUACUUUUAUUAAUAUUUAAUAUCCUAAUUGAUGUCUUUUGUUUUGAA